Messenger RNA from Drosophila navojoa, 6588 nucleotides. It is a transcript of the gene Spt20, whose product is annotated as transcription factor Spt20 homolog. Gene Ontology annotation, cellular component: SAGA complex. The record is from RefSeq and is a predicted model, not a curated record. Gene Ontology annotation, biological process: regulation of transcription by RNA polymerase II. Gene Ontology annotation, molecular function: transcription coregulator activity. Lineage: Eukaryota; Metazoa; Arthropoda; Insecta; Diptera; Drosophilidae.
CUAUUGGCUGCCAGUGUGUACGCGUAUUCGGCGAGAACGUACCAUUGCAAAACUAAACUUUCUGCAUAAAACCUAAAAAAAAAACAUUAAACAAAUGAAAAAAAAUAAAACUAAGUCACUUAUCGAAGAGCUGAAGUAAAUAACGUGUGCAUGCAUUGCGUUUAAAGCCUGGAGUUUGUGUGUUGUGUGUGUGUGUAAAAAGGCAAAAAGACCUAAGGCAAAAGAGGGACGAAGACGAAGAGAAAAUGUCACGCAAAGCAGCAGCCACAGAAAAAGAGUAAAGAAAUUUCAUUUGGGAGAAGGAUAAGCGUAUUAAUACUUAACAAUAACAAUAUUCAAAGACUACUGUGCAAAAGGGCGCAAUUUCAAAUGGCAAUGCGCGCUUCUUAAAUGAAAUUGCAUUGAAAAAGGAAUCGAAAUAGAAAAUAACGAGUUGUUGUUGUUGUUGAGUAGUUGUUACUCGACUGGCAGACACCUGCGAACACAAGGAGGAGCGAUGAAAACAACUGAACUGGUCCUGGGGAGGCGCCUAACUACUGCUCUCGUACAGUUUUCGCUCCUUGAUUUGAAUGUCGUCGUCGCUGGUAAUUGAAUUGAAACUCGGCUGUGCUACUGGAACUGGAACUAAUACUGGGACUGCAACAUCGACUUGCACUCCUUACUGGCAACAUGCAAAGCUUGGACUCCUCAUGCCAAGAAGCAGAUUUUAUAAUAAAUGACACGCUUAAGAAGCUAAAAGGCGAUAAUCCAGUGAAUGCCAGCUCACAGGGCUUACCGCAUGCCGUUGGCUCUGCUGUUCAGCAGCAAUUUGUUUACGAAGCGUCGCAAGGCUCCCAAGGGUCACCACAGCCACAGAAUCAGCCGCAGUCAUACCACCAGCUGCACACGGUGUUGCAGUCCACAUGCUCAUCCACGCUUGCCAUCACCAAUAGCCAGCAACAGCAGCAACCACAACAAGUAUCAGCUGCUCCGGUCCCCGUCAGCGUACGAUCUUUAUUACAGGCGAUACCUCAAAUACCUGCGCAACCGCCAAUCUGCAUAUUCGAUGACGACGAAUCGCCUACUGAGGUGCCUGCUAGUGGCAACAUUGUCAUACUCUCGGAGCAGCCAUCCGCUUCAUCUGCAACAUCAGCCGGGCUGCCUUGUUCUGGGAUUGCUAUAGCGCCGUCCCCUUCAUCAUGCUCCUCAUCAACAACGACGCUCUCGAAUUUGAACUCGAUCACAUCGCCUUCACCAGUCGUUCCUGACCUGCUACUGUCCACGCCACCGGGUGUCAAUUCCAGUUUAAAUAGCAAUAACACCACCGCCACAUCGUCACAUAUUUUUCAGCACCUACAGCAGCAGCCGCAGCCGCAGCCGCACCAACAGCAACAGCAAUCUUACAGCAACACCAAGAAGGUUGAUAGACGGCUCCCCCAAAGCAUCUCAAAUGCUUCGUCCGGCAUUACAAGCAGUCACAAUCAACAGCAUCAUCAUCACAUGCAAAUCCAUCAGUCUCACAACCACCAAAAUGUACUGUCGUCUCCCACAUCAUCGCCUAGCAAGCGGUCUAAAGGAGGCAGUAGCAACAACAACAAUAGCAAGGAGUGUAGUUACUCUAGUCGCAGCACAGCUCCAACGUCUGUAUCACCUCGUGCUGGCGCCGGACCUGGCUCCAAUACCUAUACUAACAACAAUGCCAGUAGCACCUUAUCCAACUCAGUGAACAACAAACGAGAAUCGACCACGAAGUUUUUUAAUAUCCACGACAAAAUCAAGGAGCUAUAUCUGCAGCUGCUAAGUAACGAUUUAAAUCAUUUCGCGGAAACUGGGCUGAAGCAGAGGAGCCGUUCCUUCAUUCUAGAUAGACUUGUUGAGUGCGAGCAAUUAAACACCAUUGUUGUCAACUUGUACCCAGGUAACAAGGGCUACUCCCUGGCACUCCACUACGAUGAGCAAACAAUGCUUAACCCACUUACAAACGAGUGGACCGUCACGGAUCCCGCUCACAUCCAUGGAAACCACACCAUCGAGAACUCGACUAGCAUCACUAGUCGCAACAAAGCUCAUGCCGAUAGCGACGCUAGCAAUAAUCUUUUCAGGAUGAAGUCCAGACUGAACGAAAGCGAUGCAUCGGCUGGAGACACAGCAUCAAUGCCUGUAUCAUCUGGCUAUGGCUUGGUUGAAGUACUGCGUUGGCCCUAUGAAAACGAUUUGCUCCUUCAGUGCAUCGAUCGCGAACUCCUGCCCGAAUUCCUCAUGGAUCUGCUGAGUGCCGAAACAGUCACUCUGAACUCCCCACAAGAUGGAAGCGACGGGUCGCGGGUGUAUGCCAAGCCCAGCGUCUUCUAUGCUGGCUGUGUAAUUGCGCAAAUACGCGAUUUUCGCCAGACAUUUGCCACCUCAACAAAUAUCUGUGAUAUGAAGCACAUCCUACUGCGGCCCAGCAAUGCGACCCUGUUCGCGGACGUGCAGCAACUGGGAAGUUCGUUGGGCUGGGCCGGCUCAACGCCAGAGGACCGGCUAACGAUCGAAAGCCAACUGGUGCUGGCCACGGCGGAGCCACUGUGUCUGGAGCCAGACCCAAGUAUAGGUCGUCAAUCUAUCAAUGCACAGCACGAGCGUCAACGCUUCAACUCGCACGAAAUGCGCCGCCAAAUGAAAAAGUUUACGCAGGUGGCCAUUAAUCGCAAACGCAAGCUAGAUCAGUUCACGCAUCACCAAGGCCUCGAGCUUUGCGACUAUCUAACACGGCUGCGUCAGCGUCCGCGUACCUCAAGCAACAGCACAGCGAAUGCAACCCCCGCGACAGCGCCCAGCAACAACCCAUUGGUGGGUGCCAUGCUCUCUUCAUUCACUUCAAAGGUGCCACGGCGACCGCACGAUGUCAUCAGACCAAUAAGACCACCCACCCUAGACUACCCGGUCAAGCUGAAGGUUCCCGAACACGUAAUAAGUGUGGAGAAGUACGCGAAGACUUUCGAGCCACUGAACGAGUUCAGCGAUGCCUGCAAGGAAGGCUGCAAGGCGAGUUGCCGACACAACUUUCAGCCGCAGCUCAUCGAGGAAUAUGUGCUGGAGACGGAACGCGAGGCGAACGAGGGCCGGCGAGCUUUGUAUCACAUAAAGCUCUCUAUUUUCCAGCGACCCUCCGAUGCCGAAUAUCUGGGCGAACUGUACGUCGACCGCGACUAUCGCGAGGGCGAGCGUAAUGGAGAAUCGUGUCGAUUCGCACUUGGCACCCGUGUCCAUGCGAAUCGGUAUAUUCAGCAAUUCCGGGAGAUAUUUACUGAAGAGGGACGCAAGGCUGUUAAGAUCACGCACCUUAUACCCGGACAUGUGCCAAUUGUUACCCACACUGGACUCACAAAUGAACAACGAUUGUUGCUGCAGCAGCAACAGCAGCAGCAACAACAGCAACAGCAGCAGCAACACCAGCAACAACAACCGCAACAACAACAACAGCAGCAACAACGACAGUUUAGUCAGCAGCCACAACAGCUACCCGCUACAGUGCAUCAUGUCGCGCAAACACAUCCAAAUGUGACUCUGUCCCGGCAACCCGCAAUCGUUACUAAGGUGGCGGGUCUGCAACAAACGUUUCGCCAGCAACAACAAGCGGUUGCCACUACACAAUUUAAUACAGAUGGCACACUGCAAGUCCAUCAGCAGCAGCCUCAACUCGGUAGUGGCAACAACAGCAUUUUACAGCAGCCAACGCAACAGCAGCAGCAGCAGCAGCAACAACAUCCGCAUAUACAACUCCUUACAACCAGCAAUACAUCCGCUAGUACUACACAUCAAGUGAGUCUGGGCAACGGAUCACUGGUGCUGCUGCAACAACAGCCGCAACAGCAGCAGCACCAGCAGCAGCAGUUAAAUACAACAAUGCAACACUCAGGCAUUACUAUACAUCCAGCUAAUAUACAGCAACAAAAGGCGACAGCAACCCAGCUGAACACGGCAAUAGGUGCCAAUUCCGCAUUGCGCGCCCAGCUUAACUCCAACGUGCCAAUCCUCCAGCAACAGCAACAACAACAACAACAGCAGCAACAGCAACAACAACAACAACAACAAAUAACUGCCACAAACAACAAUGUAAUCAACAACAAUCCUGCGAUAAAUGCCAUAGUCACCAGCAUCAUGAACUCUGCUAACCAAUACCAACAACAACAACAGCAGCACCAUCAACAACAAGAACAACAGCAGCACUCGAGCGGCACGCCCACUUCCAACGCCAACUCGACGCCCAUCAUCAACAUUAGCAGCAACAGCAGCGGCAGUCCAGCAACAACUUUAAAGAACUCGGGCAAUGCCUCUAUACUAAACUUGCUGAAUAGCGCUCCAGCGGCCAUGACGAGCACGCCAGUCGCUAGUGGCACGUUCACUACGUCGUCGACAGGUCAGCAGCAAACGUUGACGUUGGUGCAGCAUCAGCAGCAACAACAGCAGCAACAGCAAUCUGUUCCCGCCAAUGUGGAUGCGACAACAGCAACCUAUGUGCAGACGACGCGCGGAACGCCGACACUGGUAAAUGCCCAACGCAAGCAGCCAUCGAGUGAGGUUUUGCAGAGUCUUCUGAAUUCGAACCGUAAAAUUAAUAUAGUUGGCGCAAGUAGUGGAACAACGUUUCGAGCUAACUCAGCUGGUAAUCUUAUAGCCGUCAAUCUUAACCAAGCUCAAGGUCAAGGUGCGCAACAGGCUACUGAUGGCAGUCAGUCGGUGCGCGUGUCCAUGUCUGCGCUUGCCUCGCAACUGGCAUCGCCUCCGGCAGUGAUGACGAACCCUCCAACUGGGUAUGGCGCUUACACUGUCAGCACAGGCGGCGUUUGUGGUAGCCUCAAAAUACUCAAUACUGGCCAACAGCAGCAGCAGCGCCUUCUGAGCUCGUUGCGAAGGGAUAGCACCACUGCGCCACCAAACGCUAUUGUGGUGGGCAUGGCAGCACCCUCACCUGGUAGCGACUCCAAUGCCUCAAAUGCGAGUGGCUUUGCUGUGCCCACGAACUUAUCGUCUGCAUCAAGCGGAGGCAGCGGGGCUCUGAAUGCAUUACUCACAAAUGCAGCCACGCCCUCGCCGUCGGGCUCGGAUCAUUCGCAGUCGUCGCAAACGCACCCGAAUCAGGUCUUGCUUGAAAGACUCAGCAACGUGACAACAAAUGUGUCAGCCGUGUCUGCAGUGGCCAUGCCCCACAUGUCGCCACAGCAACCAUCACCGGCACAGUCGAACCAACAACAGCAGCAAUUCAUCACCAAGACACUUGUGCACUCGCCCGCCACAUCAUCCAUACACUCGCCAAUGUCGAGUCCGCAUCCCCAGCCGUCGGCGUCUCCCCAGCAGCAACAGCAGACGACGGCGACGUUGAAUCUGCAGGGCAUCAAUUUGUCCCAGCUGCAGGGUGCUAUGGCGAACUUUGCAGGUCUUCAAAAUGUACAGGUCCAGAUUCCAGGCUUUACACAGCCCAUUUCACUGCAGUUUUCCGGCAACAGUCUGCAAACACCAGUGCAGGUGCAACAGCAAUCUUCACAACAGCAAAGCACGACAUGUGGAGGCACUGCCAGCGGAUCAUUGGCGCCAUCUCAGACUCAACAGCGCAGUGUGCUGGUCUCGGUGCCUGUGUCGACGCAGCAGCAACUGCCUCACUCCAUUACGCUGCAGACGACGCAAUCUUCGCCUCAGCCGCAGCAGCAUGCCCCGCCCACAGGAACAAUCGUCAGCCUACCCUCGUCGGUGGGUGGCACCCAAACGGUAGUCAUCACAAACAAUUCAGCAAGCAGUGGAGGAGCGAGUGGAGGCGGCAACGGAGGUGGAACAGGAGCUACGACAGCUAUGCUCACGCUUCCUAUAGCUCAACUAGUCGGUGCCGGAGUACAGAAACUAAAUCCUCAAACAAUACGUACCUCAAGUGGUGGUGGUGUAGGUGUUGUAUCGACAGCAGCAGCCGGAGCUAUACAACCGAGAGCUCGCAACGUCCAGGUCGUGGGGACCAAGCAGCUAGCUAGCAGUCGACAGCUGCUCACCGCACAGCGUCAGAUUGGUAGCUCGACGCUAAAGAUUUCAACAACGGGUGUCAACAACAACGCCAUUACGAAUAGCACGAACAUAGGUGCCGGGCCGAUUGUGAUGUCUGCGCAGAAAAUGCAAUUGAAGGCUGUGAAAACGCCGACGCAGCAAGCACAUCAGCAGCAGCAUCGAAUACUCAACCAGAGCACCGUCACCGCAACUUCCCAGACUCUGCCAAGUCCCAGUCAAGUGCAACAUCAACAGGUACAGCACAUUCAAAUUCCUGGUCGGUCGGCGCCCACAAACGCUAGCGUAAUGAGUCAGCGCACCCUUACAGCUCUGGCAGCGGCCAAGCAGCAGCAACAGGCAGCUGUCAAUCGACGGCGGUCCACAACCGAUGCCACCAAGUAGACGUCAAACUUGGUACUGGAGACAGAAAUUGAUGCAGGCGUACCAUUUAUUUCUAUUUUGAAUUCAAGAGAGGAGAGUAGGAAUAAGGCUACGCGCUAUAUAUUUGCAUGAUAUUAUAGUAUAUCUUCAAAUCUGGAAUACCAGUACAUUGUAUGGAUUGUAUACCCAUAUAUCGGUAUACACACUUGUGUGUAA